AAUAGGAGAAGACCAUUCGCGCACCGGCGGUUGCCAACACGAUUCCACUACAGGUCUCCUCCUCCGGUGCCCUCCGCGCUAAACCUCGGCGCCCCCAACGAGGCCACCCGCUCCAUCGCCGAGCUGAGCAGAGCUCGCAUGAUCCCGCGAGAGCCCCGCUACUGAGGGAGCGAGAGAUGUCCGUCGCCCCGUCGGCGCGCGGCGGCUGCGGUGCCGCCAAGGCCGCGCGGCGCCACCAGGCAGGGCGCGCUGGCGGAGGGAGGCGCCGCGCCGCCGUGGUCCUCCUUCUCCUCGCGCUGGCAUACGCGGCGGGGCUGCUCAUGUUCGUCUUAGGAGGCGGAGGUUCUGUCGACGGCGGCGGCCACGCGGGCGUGACGGUGGCAUCGUUACGGCGGCGGCGCGCGCUCGCCCCGUCCCCACCGCCGCCGGGAUCGGUUUACCGCAGCCACAUCGUGUUUAAGCGGCUAUGGCCGGACAUACGCGACGACGCCGCGUCCGCUUCGACCGCCACCUCCGCUUCCGUCUCCACCUCCUCUCCAUGGCGUCGCAGCAUGUUAAUGACAUCACGUUAUCCAAAUUCUGGAGAGCUAUGGAUGCCAUGCGUCAAGAGGAGGCUGAUUCCAUCAGAUUUGCCGACUUCAAAUGGGUAUCUCAUAGUUGAAGCAAAUGGUGGUCUGAAUCAACAGCGUCUUUCUAUCUGCGAUGCAGUUGCUGUGGCCAGCUUGCUUAAUGCAACUCUUGUGAUCCCAAUAUUUCAUUUGAAUAGCGUUUGGCGUGAUCCUAGCAAAUUUAGUGAUAUUUUUGAUGAAGAUCGUUUUAUCGGGACACUCAGACAACAUGUAAGAGUUGUGAAGGAACUCCCAAAAGAUGUUCUGCUGCGUUUCAAUCAUAAUAUAAGCAGCAUACCAAAUAUGCGAACUAAAGCCUACUCAUCCCCAGAUCAUUAUGUUCAGAAGGUGCUUCCGAAAUUAAUGGAGUUAGGGGUUGUGCGCAUUGCCCCAUUCUCGAAUAGAUUGGCUCAGUCAGUUCCAUCGAAUAUCCAGGCCUUGAGGUGUUUGGUAAACUACGAGGCUCUGCGGUUUGCCGAACCAAUAAGGGUUCUUGCAGACGAAAUGGUUGUUCGAAUGAUGAAAAGGAGUUCUUUGGCUGGUGGGAAAUAUGUCUCGGUGCAUCUCCGUUUCGAAGAGGAUAUGGUAGCCUUUUCAUGCUGUACAUAUGAUGGUGGCCGGAAGGAGAAAAUUGAAAUGGAAAAUGCCCGUGAAAGGAGCUGGAGAGGGAAGUUUCACCGACCUGGUCGAGUUAUCAAUCCCGAGGCAAACAGAAGGGAUGGGAAAUGCCCGCUUACUCCUCUAGAGGUUGGCAUGAUGCUGCGAGGCAUGGGGUUUGACAAUACAACUUUCCUCUACGUUGCCUCCGGUAAAAUAUACAAUGCUGCAAAAUACAUGGCUCCCCUUGGCCAGAUGUUCCCUCUUUUACAGACCAAGGACACUCUUGCAUUGUCUGAAGAGCUUGCUAAGUUUGAGGGGUACUCUUCUCGGUUAGCAGCAUUAGAUUACACCGUCUGUGUUCAGAGCGAAGUGUUUGUGACGACUCAAGGGGGGAACUUCCCUCACUUUUUGAUGGGACACAGGCGUUACCUGUUAGGAGGGAAUGCAAAGACAAUAAAACCCGACAAACGGAAGCUGGUCUUAUCUUUUGACGACCCAAAUAUCAGAUGGAGUCGAUUCAAGCACCACAUGCUGGAAAUACUGCACCAUAGUGACAUAAGGGGCAUCGCAUUCAGGAAACCUAAUGAUUCCAUAUAUACCUUCCCAAUGCCUGAUUGCAUGUGCCAACAAGAUGGAAUAUGAUCUAGGCGUUAGCAUACAUAACUGAGGGAUGCAUAUCCUCUGCCUUUGUGCAACAAAGGCACCAAAGGCACGGCAUCGUUGACUGCAUGGUCAUGAUUUGAUGGUCAUGAUGAAAACUGGAGUGAAAUAAAGCAUUUGGUGCUUCUCCGGAGAUUCUGAAACCCUCUGGCAUGCCUCAAACCGUUCGAUUCUGGAUAUAAUGGUCAAAAGGUGCCUAAUGACAAUGAAUUCCAGAGGAUCCGAAAUUGAGAGGAUGCGAGGGAUUUUGUAAAGUUAGUAAAUCUGUAGGUAGUCCACCAUAUAGCAAUCUCCAUUUGUUCGAUCUGUCUGUAGGUUGUAAAGAGAAAAGAGCUACGAGAUUGGGUUGUAGAUAUGAGCACAACCUGAGUGCCUCGAUGUAUAUUCGAAAAACAAGGGCUAACAACAACAAAGAAAGGAUUUUUUCAGUA
This is a messenger RNA of Triticum urartu, 2299 nucleotides long. RefSeq names its product O-fucosyltransferase 9. NCBI's taxonomy places the organism in Eukaryota, Viridiplantae, Streptophyta, Magnoliopsida, Poales, Poaceae. The record is from RefSeq and is a predicted model, not a curated record.